UCGUCAGUGAGAUACGAACACUAGAAUUUCAAUGUAAUGAAAAAUGGCUGGUUUGUGGAUUUUAGUUUUGAUCUUCAGCACCAUGUGCACAAUGCAAACUGACAGACUCUGGAUUGCUGCACAAUCCCUCACCGACGCAGAAGUUUAUCAGCCUGAUGAAGAGCUCAGUGUGGAUAUCUGUGGCUCGGUGACUCUACGGUGUUGUAUUUUCCAGAACAAAGGAGGAAAACUUUUCUUGGUUAAGCAACAAAAUAAAAAAACGCCCGUGUUUAUCGCUGGACCGUUCAACCCUGCUGAAGAAACAUUUCACAGUGAAUUCCAAAAUUCCCAUUUUCAGAUUAAUAAAAGUGGAAACUGCUUCAGUCUGAUCAUUUCAAAGACCACACUGUCUGAUGAAGCCAUGUACUACUGUGGACUCACGUUUUCAUCUGGGACUCAGUUAAAAGUAAAAGGAACAUCGAAACCAGCUCUGUGUGAUAAUUCAGUGGCAUCUGAAACAAUGCUGCAUGGAAACAGCACAAACAUGAACACACAAGAGAAAUCAGAAGUGACCAGAUCUCUGCACUCCUCAGUGUUCGGUUUGGGAACGGCUUUGGGUUUUUGUGCACUUCUGAUUUUCUGCCUCAUUUAUAUCAUACUGAGGAGAAGAAAAUGUGAAAACUGUAGAUUGAAGGCUUCUCAAGGAACAAUGGAGGUACGUGUGCAGAUACAUAAACACUUUCUGCUAUAACUUUUAUACAGAACAUGAAGCUGAAACAGUGAAUUACGCAGCUCUGAAAUUCUCCAAACAGGAAGCCAAAGCUGAAAAGAGAAAUGCUGGUUCAUGUGAUGAGUGUGUGUACUCUGGUGUGAAGAAAACCAAACAUAACAGAACAUGAAGUAACAUAACACACAGUAACACUACAAAUACAUCAUUAUGAUUCUUUAUUUCUUUUUUUUUUCAUUUCACAAUUAUAAUAGUUUAUUUCUAAACAUAAAAUAAAUAUAGAAAUAUACCAAAAGGAAAAAAAAAAAUAUUUGGUUGAUUUCCAAUAUCUGAUAAGAAAUGUUCAAUCAAUUUUCCCAAAAUUCAACAUAUUAGAUAAACUACCAUGCAACAACAUUUAUUCCAUAUCCAUUUUUAAAAUAUCUCCUGAUGCCCCCCCCCAGAGUUUGAUUCUUUUUCCCAUUCUUUUUUAAAAUUAUUAUUAUUAUUAUUAUUAUUAUUAUUAUUAUUAUUAUUAUUAUUAUUAUUAUUUAACUUGAACUUUGUGGAGAUUUUGUGGUGUCAAUCAUCUACCUCUGAAUUUUAUUGAAUACACAAUAAAUGUAAAAAAUCAACUUAAUUAAAAAUGUUCCAAAUGCAUUCUCUUAAUCAUCAUUCUGAAUAAUGAAUAAUAUUCUGAGUUUCAACAAAAGUAACCUUUCAGUGGAUUUUCAAAAAGGAUGUGUGUUGGACUUAAAUCUAAGUCGUAUCACUCACCGUUGUGCUUGUGUUCCGGCAAAAGUGAAAGAACAGAAAAUCAUGUAUCGUGUAUCAAUGUGGUGCCCAGAACCUGGAGAUAAUAUUGUUCAGAAUUAAGUGUUGAGUAAGGCUCGCCCCACACGAGAGGAUAAUUGGGCUGAUUUUGGGUCCAGUUCACUCCAUCUGAUAAUCCUGGUGGCGUUCCUGAUUCAAGCCUGGUCGGAACUGAAUAGCAACCCAAAUAAUCCUGUAAUGUGAGGUCUACAGACACAAUCUUAUGGUCAUCACCUGGAUCCGAGUCUCACUGAUUUCAAAGCCAGGGUGGGUUCCAGAAAGUGGGUUGAACAAACCCUGAGCUUGACCUUGAACACUAGACUUCAUUUUCAGUUCUUGCUAUGGGACAUAUAUUUAUUUCUAGAAGCAAAAAUGCUGUAAAUGACAGCAGAAAAAAACAGAGAAGCUGAUAAUCAUAUCUGUUUACAAUAAUCU
Messenger RNA from Neoarius graeffei (lesser salmon catfish), 1933 nucleotides. RefSeq lists its product as uncharacterized. The transcript has 6 exons. The record is from RefSeq and is a predicted model, not a curated record. Bases 44 to 730 code for a protein of 228 amino acids. Gene Ontology annotation, biological process: response to bacterium. NCBI's taxonomy places the organism in Eukaryota, Metazoa, Chordata, Actinopteri, Siluriformes, Ariidae.